AUGGUUGACGCUGCUUUUCUUCAAGCUGAUUUUAAUCAACAAAACAAUUUUAAUGGUGGUAAUGGUUUUACAUCACAAUCAUCAUCAUACGAAUCAUCAUCAUCAUCAUCAGGAGGAGCAUUAGGUGGAGCCAACUAUGGAGCUUCUUAUGGAAGUGAAGCUGUUUCUGGUUUAGCUGGUGGUGCCGGAUAUGGAGCUGCAGGUUUAGCUGGUAGUUCCGAAUACGAAUCUUCAAGCUUUUCUAGCAGUACUGGAUACGGAGCUGCAGGUUUAGCUGGUGGUGCCGGAUAUGGAGCUGCAGUUAUUCGUAAACUUGCUGCAUUACCUGUUCCACCACGAUCAACAAUUAUUGAACGUAUAGCUGCUGCUCCACCACGUCCACGUGAUAUCAUCAUUGAACGUUGGGUACCUUAUGGUGCAGCUGCAAAACGUCGUACUAUUGUUCAACGUGCUGCAGCAGCUCAAGCAUAUCAACAACCACGCAAUGUCGUUAUUCAAUAUGAAAGUGCACAAGCUCGCGUUGUUCGUCAAUUCCAAAGAUUAGGUGUACAACCUGAAAAUCCUCAAGCCUAUGUUCAACGAUAUGGUGCUCAACUUCUUGACUCAGUAACACUUGUUCAACAAGCACGAGCAGCUGGUGUCGUAGAAGAUAUUUCACCCCCCGUUGUUCCUGGUUCAUUUGCUGCUACUGAAGGUCAAUUUUCAGCAACUGGUGGUGCUAGUGGUGCUGGUGGCCUUACUGGACAAGGCUUUGGUGGUAUUGCUGGUGAGAUGAAUUUUGAAGCUACUGCUGGUGGUGUUGGAUCAAGUUCAAAUAUUGCUCAUUCAUCUUUUGAAGCUCAUGGUGGUGGUGUAGUUGGAAUUGAUUCACCUGCAGCUUUUAGCAGUCAUGUUGGUGGUGCUGGUGAAGGUGCAACUGGUUUCGGAGCUACCGGUGUACUUUCACAAUCUUUUAGUGGUGUUGGAGAAUCCGUACAAACCUUUGGUGCUGGUUCAAAUGUCGGACCAGGUUCAGGUUUUGCCCCAUCAACUCUCUUCAAUGCUGCUGAUGCUAAUCAUGAUGGCGUUCUCUCACAGAGAGAAUUCAAUGCCGCUGGUUAUUAA
Molecule: messenger RNA, 1104 nt
Organism: Adineta steineri
Lineage: Eukaryota; Metazoa; Rotifera; Eurotatoria; Adinetida; Adinetidae
Source: the annotation of a GenBank genome assembly